AUGAAUGAGAAUGAGUCAAUUUCUGAGUACUAUAACAGAACAUUGACUAUUGUUAAUCAGAUGAGAAGAUAUGGAGAAAAGAUGGAAUCUCUUCAAGUGAUAGAGAAGAUUCUCAGAUCACUCAGUCCCAAGUUCGAGCAUGUGGUUAUAGUAAUAGAAGAGUUCAAGGAUCUCAAUGCCAUGACCACCGACGAGUUGAUGGGUACACUUGAGAUCCAUGAACAAGGAAUCAACAAGAAGAUUCCCUCAAGUUCUCUAGAGCAAGCUUCUCAAUCAAAGUUGUCUUUCAAAGAUGAUAGAAACGAGCAAGGAGGGACAUCACAAAGAAGCCGAGGAAGAGGUCGUGGUCACAAUAACCGAAAUUCUAGUUUUCGAGGAAGAGGUGGAAGUGGUCCAGCCAGAGAAGGAAGAAGUCAACCACACUUUGCUCCAAGAGGAAGAGUAAGAGGUAGAGGAGGUGGUUACAACAACCGACCAAGAUUUGACAAAAGCAAUGUUCAGUGCAACCAGUGCCACAAGUUCAGGCAUUACAGCAAUGAAUACCGAAGUAGAACAACAACAGAAGCCGGAGAUCAAGCAAAUUUUGCCGAGCAGGAAACAAACAAAGUUGGACCUACAGUCGUAUUUGUCCACCAUGGAGACCCUGAAAACCAAAACAAUGUUUGGUAUCUAGAUUCGGAAGCCAACAACCACAUGUGUGGUAGAAAGGAGUUAUUUGUCGAGCUUGACAAGACUGUAUAA
Molecule: messenger RNA, 741 nt
Organism: Camellia sinensis
Lineage: Eukaryota; Viridiplantae; Streptophyta; Magnoliopsida; Ericales; Theaceae
Source: RefSeq, a predicted model, not a curated record